Protomyces lactucae-debilis is the source of this 2420-nucleotide messenger RNA. Its product is annotated as P-loop containing nucleoside triphosphate hydrolase protein. Gene Ontology annotation, biological process: mitochondrial translation; ribosome disassembly. NCBI's taxonomy places the organism in Eukaryota, Fungi, Ascomycota, Taphrinomycetes, Taphrinales, Protomycetaceae. The coding region runs from base 54 to 2357 and encodes 767 amino acids. The transcript has 2 exons. Gene Ontology annotation, molecular function: GTP binding; GTPase activity. Gene Ontology annotation, cellular component: mitochondrion. The record is from RefSeq and is a predicted model, not a curated record.
ACUAUAUAUUCUGUACUAUACUUAAGCUUAUACUAGUAUUUCAAAGAACUAUUAUGCUUCUACCUCGCUUAUGCAGCUACUGCAGACAUCAAACUCUGCUAUUGAAACAUGCUCGGGCUGCAUCGACUGCUUCCUCAGCUGCAUCUGCCUCCAAAAUCCGUAAUAUAGGCAUCAUUGCUCACAUUGAUGCUGGCAAAACAACAACCACAGAGCGUAUGCUCUUCUACAGUGGCUUUAUCCCCAGAAUAGGUGAUGUCGACGAAGGCAACACCGUUAUGGACUACCUCCCUGCUGAACGGGAGAGGGGCAUCACAAUUCAGUCUGCUGCCAUCACAUUCCCAUGGCAAGACCAUAAAUUCAAUCUCAUCGAUACACCGGGACACGCAGACUUCACCUUUGAGGUGGAACGCUCAUUGCGUGUACUCGACGGUGCCAUUACAAUCCUAGACGCCGUCGCGGGUGUGGAAGCACAAACUGAAAAGGUAUGGAGACAAGCCAACAAGAGGCAAAUUCCACGACUUGUCUUUGUCAAUAAGAUGGAUCGAACAGGUGCUGGCUUUGGUCGAACCAUUCGAGAAGUCGGCUCAAAGCUUGCUGCUCGGCCAUUGGUCAUGCAGCUGCCCAUCUUUGAGCAAGGCACUGAUCAAGGCGAUUUCAUCGGAGUCGUCGAUUUAGUGAAGCUAGAGUGCUUGGUCUGGCCCAAAGACUCGGAUGGUCGGCAAGUCGCCAUCACGCCCCUCGAUCAAUAUGCGAAUGACGCUCUACGCCGGGAGGCGCAUCAAGCACGCACUGCCAUGGUAGAUUUACUCUCAGAGCUAGAUGAGCCAGUCUUUGACGCCUUCAUGGAAAGCGAGGAUGUCCUGACCAUCUCGGCACAGGUCUUGCAGGCUGCAAUCAAACGGCAUUGCCUCGAAGGCAACCUAGUACCUGCCUUUGCAGGGGCUUCCUUCAGGAAUAUCGGCGUGCAACCGCUACUCAACGCAGUCAUUGACUACUUACCAAGUCCAGACGAACGACCAAAGGCCUUGGUUGUGGUCAAGGGAAACGAACGCGCUUUGGUCAAUGAUGACCCUCCCUGUGCCCUUGCCUUUAAAGUCAUCAUCGAUGCUCAACGAGGUCCAAUGGUCUUCGUGCGUGUAUACUCAGGUACCAUCGCGCGAGGAACCAUGCUCCUCAACACGACCACCAAAAGUCGAGAACGCGCGUUGAAAGUGCUUCAGAUGUAUGCCGACGAGGCGCAAGAAGCUGAAACAGUCAGUGCUGGCAACAUUGCAGUCAUUCUCGGCUUGAAGGACACUCGGACGGGUGAUACACUGGUUUCAACAAAGGACAGCAAGACAGACUUUCAUUUGCAGCCUAUUGAUGUGCCGCCACCAGUCUUCAUGGCCACAUUGGAAGCGACGACAGCUUCAGAGACAAAGGCCUUGACUGCUGCGCUCGACAAUCUCUUGCGUGAAGAUCCUAGUCUGCGCGUCACGCAUGACGAAGACACUGCUCAAACGCUCCUCAGCGGCAUGGGAGAACUACACCUUGAAAUUGCAGCAAACCGAUUAGUCAAUGAGUUUAAAGCUCGUGCUACGGUAGGCAAGCUGCGAAUCGGCUAUCGUGAAACUGUGAUUCGCGUUGCUACUAAAAGCGACUUUUGUGAACGUAUCGUCAAUGGCAAGCGCGGCGCUGUACAAAUGACAAUACAGCUGGAACCCCUUCCUGAAGACUACAUGCCUGGGAAGCAUGAAGUUCUCGUGGAUGGCAAUGUCGUCGCAGUCAAGUUACCGUCAAGCAAGACAGAAUUUAGCAAGGAAGAAGCACUCUUGGCGUGUCAAAACGGAGCAGACAUUGUCCUUGCCCGGGGUUUGAUUCUUGGCUACCCCUUGCAUGGCACUAAGAUGACCAUCACUGUACCAGAGUACGACCCCGACACUACACUUGCCAGUCUCGUGUAUGCCUCUCGAUCUAUUGGUAUGGCAACUCUCCAAGAACUGGGCCAAGAUGGCAUGGCGAUGCUUGAACCCAUCAUGUCAGUGGCAAUCUCGGUCGAGGAGAGUGUACUGGGCCAAGUCAUGAACGACCUAUCUGGCACUCGAGGUGGGCAUGUGCUUGCAUUGGAUGGCGUACAGAACGAAGACGUGCCAGAGCAAAAAUCAUUCUACAGCCCACCCGAUGCAACAAUGCGGAGUGGGUCUGCGAGUAGCCAGAGCCAGUUGCGUACGAUGCAGGCCAAAGUGCCACUUCGAGAAAUGGUGGGCUACUCACGGGCCUUGCGAAGUUUGACUGGUGGCCGCGGCGUCUUCGUCAUGGCAGUGGACAAAUUUGAAAGGAUGAGUAAAGAAAGGGUCAGGACUAUUGACGCGUGGUAGCUCGAUGCACUACUUUUUGAGGAACUCGUAGAACGCCGUGCUCUCAAUCUGAACAUUGCCAAA